Molecule: messenger RNA, 3425 nt
Organism: Brassica napus (rape)
Lineage: Eukaryota; Viridiplantae; Streptophyta; Magnoliopsida; Brassicales; Brassicaceae
Product: putative clathrin assembly protein At5g57200
Exons: 13
Coding region: 758-2542 (594 amino acids)
Biological process (GO): vesicle budding from membrane; clathrin-dependent endocytosis; clathrin coat assembly
Cellular component (GO): clathrin-coated pit; clathrin-coated vesicle
Molecular function (GO): clathrin heavy chain binding; phosphatidylinositol-4,5-bisphosphate binding; 1-phosphatidylinositol binding
Source: RefSeq, a predicted model, not a curated record
UUAUUAGUUGACCUUGAAAAAUAUAUUAUUCUGAUUCGUUUUGUAAAGAUGGCUUUCAAGAAUUCAUCAACUCGUUACAACUUCAGAAUCUAACAUUACCACAUGUUCAAUCACUAGUCAUGAUAUUUCUAAGAACCUUUCCAAACUUUGCCGUUGAUACCACCGGACGUGGUAAAGCCAGUUAAGCGCAAGCGUUGAUACUAUCGUGCUUUUUGUUCAAAAUCUGGUAGGAGGAAUGCUUUACACUAUAAAUGGUAUCAGAAAAGGCUGACUCCAUGCCAUGGGAGAGACUAGAGUCCAAAGCCCUCCUAGUUAACAAAAAAAAAACUCUGCCGUUGAUAUAAUUGACACGGUUCGCUUAUAUAAGCACGAUUUGUUUUACUCCUUUUUUGACGUCCCCUUCAAAUAAUUGAUCAACCAAUUAACAAACUAGUUUCGUUAUUUUUGAUAAAAACUAACACACACAAUUACAUUGUUUAAGAUACUUAAGAUAGUACCGUCAAAAUAAUAAUAAUAAACAUCUCAGAGACCACCGUAAUGAUCUCGCGACUACGACAUGAUUGACGUCCUAAAAAAUAUAUUAAUUAUUGAAAAAAGGAAAUGAUCAAGAAUCAAGAUCAUUAGUAUUCUGUUACGCACGUUUUGAAGGCGAGGAAGACGAAAGUCUGCUUGUUUUUCUCUCUUUCUCAUCAUCAUAUCACACCACGUACCAUUUCAAGAUCCAGAUUUUGAUUUUCAGACAAAAGUGUAACUCGACAUGGGAACGUUCACGAGCUUACGCAAAGCCUAUGGAGCCCUCAAGGAUUCCACCACCGUUGGUCUCGCUAAGGUCAACAGCGAAUUCAAGGAUCUAGACAUCGCGAUCGUAAAGGCAACCAAUCAUGUAGAGUCUCCUCCCAAAGAACGUCACGUUCGUAAGAUAUUCUCCGCGACAUCUGUGAUACAACCACGAGCAGAUAUUGCUUACUGCAUUCAUGCAUUGUCUAAGAGAUUAUCCAGAACUCGCACUUGGGUUGUAGCAAUGAAAGUGUUAAUAGUCAUUCACAGAACGUUAAGAGAAGGUGAUCCUACGUUCAGAGAAGAGCUUCUAAACUACUCUCACAGAAGACACAUUCUCAGAAUCUCCAACUUCAAAGACGACACAAGUCCUCGUGCUUGGGAUUGCUCUGCUUGGGUUAGAACAUACGCACUCUUUCUUGAAGAGCGGCUUGAGUGUUAUCGCGUCUUAAAGUAUGAUAUAGAGGCAGAGCGUUUGCCAAAAGCUUCAGGUGCAGCUUCCAAGACGCAUAGGACAAGGAUGUUGUCUGGUGAAGAUCUGUUAGAACAGUUACCUGCGUUGCAACAGCUUCUUUUCCGGCUUAUCGGAUGUCAACCUGAAGGAGCAGCUUAUAGCAACUAUCUAAUCCAGUAUGCUCUUGCAUUGGUGCUUAAAGAAAGCUUCAAAAUCUAUUGUGCUAUCAAUGAUGGAAUCAUUAACCUUGUAGACAUGUUCUUUGAGAUGACAAGACAUGAUGCAGUGAAAGCUCUAAACAUAUACAAACGAGCUGGUCAACAAGCUGAAAAUCUAGCUGAGUUUUAUGAUUACUGCAAAGGGCUAGAGCUAGCAAGGAACUUUCAGUUCCCAACAUUAAGACAGCCUCCUCCAUCGUUUCUUGCAACAAUGGAAGAGUACAUUAAAGAAGCGCCUCAAAGUGGUUCUGUACAGAAAAAACUGGAGUAUGAGGAAAAAGAGGAGGAACAAGAACCACAAGAAGAAGUACAGCCUGAAGAACCCGAAGAAGAUGAAAACCAAAACAAGAACACCAAAAAUGGUCAGCCGCUUAUCAAAGAAGAGCAAGAGGAGCCUCAAGAGGAGAAAGCAGAGGAAGAAGCUGAACCUUCACCGUUGAUAGACACUGAUGAUUUACUAGGUCUAAAUGAAAUAAACCCUCAAGCCGCAGAGAUAGAAGAAAAAAAUGCAUUGGCUCUUGCAAUAUAUCCACCAGGACAUAAAACUUCAGGCCCAUCUAAUAGUCUAAGCUUAAUAGAAGCUGGAGGAAGUGGUUGGGAACUUGCAUUAGUCACACCACAGAACAACAACAACAACAAUAACAAUAACCCUCGUCCUACAAUAGCAACAAAACUAGGUGGAGGAUUUGACAACCUUCUGCUAGAUAGUCUCUACGAAGACGACACAGCGAGAAGGCAGAUCCAAUUAACCAAUGCUGGUUAUGGAUUUGGAGCCACUGCAACAACUGGAGAACCAGCAUCAUUGAACCCGAACCCGUUUGGGAUGCAACAAGAUCCUUUUGCAAUGUCUAAUAACAUGGUUCCACCAACCAAUGUUCAAAUGGCAAUGCAACAGCAGCAAAUGAUGAUGAUGAAUAAUCAAAAUCCAUAUACAAACAACAACUAUUCACUUUAUCAUCAGCAAAAUCAUCACUUCUCAUCAAAUCCUUCACCUUCUUCUUCUAACCCAUUUGGUGACGCUCUCCUUGCUCUUCCUGCUCCUCCUUCAUCUGCUACUCAGCAACAACACAACCAUCAUCAUAUGCUCCUUUAGGAAAAGCUAUCUAAAUAACUUGUCUCUUGUUUUUUUUAUUGUUAAUUUCGAUUAAAUCAGGUUAUAUAUUAUUAUUAUUCUUCGAUUAUUUACUAGUAUAAGACUCUUCUGCAUUGUUGGGAUAAUUUUCCUUUUUCUCCUUUAAUUUUGAUUUUUAUUUCAGCUUAAUAUUUGUAAUGCUUACUUCUCUUUUUUUUUUUAUAUAAAAGAUGUUCAGAAUAUAGAACCAGACAAAAAAAGAGGGAAAUUUAUAAUUAAAUGCACUCUUGACUUCUCUUGUCAUAAAACCGUUGAAAAUCCGUAAGGUUGAAGAAAGGCCAAAGAAACUCAAGUCUUUUAAACAACAAUUAUAGUUUUUUCAUAUUGUAAACUGUCUUCGUUUAACAUGAAUUAGGGUUCUUUUCAUCAUUGUCUCAGACAAGUCUGAGUUACAGAGUUGCGUCGUGUGUCUGUUCGUAAUCUAAUUUUUUCACCGGUGAACUCUUCAUCUCCUCAUCUUAAAUCGCUUGAUCUUAAAUGUUCCUGAUUUGUAGCAUUUCUGUAAAUCCUAUAUAUAUAUGAUUCUCAUCUUUGAUGAACCCAAUCUGCAUCUUCACAAAACUCAUUGAUUCCUCUUAGCUUUAACGAUAUUCUAAAAAAUGUCUCACUGUCUCUCCAGUUCCUCAAACCGGCGUUUCCGGCAUCCAUCACUCAACCUUCGAGUCUCUCCGUGUUGGUCAUAGUAGUCAGAGCAUAGCCUCUAACCUCCUUGCUUAUGGGAUUCUCUGAACUUCAAGAAAGAUAGUAAGUUUAUGGGAAUCACGGUUCUCUUUCUUGAUGAAAAAGUAAGUAAAUCUUCGAUUUAUCACACUUAUUUAAUAUAAUUAUUUUAAUUGAUUUUCUG